CUCAAAAACCCCGUUUGUCCAUUUCCUCGGCAACCCCACCCCCCAACCCCUACGCCCGGCCGGCACCAUCUCCUUCUCUACACCAAAGUAGAGCAAAAGCGAUAUCCGGGUUCUUAAAAAGCUGCAUGCUUUUUCCGAAUUCGUUUGCAUUAGGAUUUUGCAUAAGCUCAAGUUGAAAUUCUUGAUAUGAAAGCCUUAAGAUUUUUUAGGACAUUGAACUCUUCAAAUCCAAGCAAAACCCAUUUUAAUUCAACCAUUUUUCGUCGCCUUUACUCAGCCCAACCUCAAGAAGACCACCCAACAAGCACUGGUCUUUCUUCCUCUGAAGAAGAUGACACGUCAUCAUCCUCAGUCUUCGACAGUUCCCAAUACGAUGUAGAAUUAAACAAUGAUGUUAAUUCAGGAAACAGUGUAAGCAGCAACAGCUCCACUUGGGACGAGAAGUAUAGAGAAAGAGUGAAAGAUAAUGUCUUUGGUGAAAAAGACCCUUCAGAGAUUAAGAGUACACGAAUCUUGAUUAAAGAAGAGGAGAAGAGAAGAAGAGCUGCUUUAUUGGCUAGGAGUCUUCUAGAAGCUGCACUUGAUGAAAAGGGAGAUGAAGAAGAUAAAGGGUAUGAUGAGGUGGUGAAGGAAGAAGAUCAAAUGUCAUUGAGUGUUGGAAUUAUUGGAGCUCCCAAUGCUGGCAAAUCUUCAUUGACCAAUUAUAUGGUUGGGACCAAAGUUUCUGCUGUAUCACGGAAGACGAAUACCACUAUUCAUGAAGUCUUAGGUGUGAUGACUAAAGGAAAGACACAAAUCUGUUUCUUUGAUACUCCUGGGCUUAUGCUAAAGAAAAGUGGAUUUCCCUACAAGGACAUGAAAGCACGUAUUGAAAGUGCAUGGAGGUCUAUUAAUCUAUAUGAUGUACUGAUUGUCAUAUUUGAUGCUCAUAGGCAUCUUACCAAGCCUGAUUCCAGAGUUGUGAGGUUGAUUGAGAGAAUGGGUUCUGAGGUUAACCCAAACCAGAAACGUUUACUGUGUAUCAAUAAAGUUGACCUUAUCGAGAAGAAGAAAGAUAUAUUGAAAGUUGCUGAGGAAUUCAAAGAACUUCCUGGAUAUGAGAGGUGUUUUACGAUAUCGGGACUAAAGGGAGCUGGAGUGAAAGAUCUAACACAAUACUUGACGGAGCAGGCAGUGAAAAGACCAUGGGAUGAAGAUCCACUUGUCACGAGUGAAGAAGUUAUGAAGAAUAUUUCAAUGGAAGUUGUCAGGGAAAAGUUGCUACAUUACAUACAUCAGGAAAUCCCGUAUGGCAUUGAACAUCGCCUGAUGGACUGGAAGGAGUUACGUGAUGGUUCCCUAAGAAUUGAACAGCAUUUGAUCACUCACAAGAUAAGCCAACGCAAGAUUCUCGUAGGAAAGAAUGGUUCCAAAAUAGGGAGAAUAGGUAUCGAGGCAAAUGAAGAGUUAAGAUCGAUAUUCAAGAGAAACAUCCAUCUAGUUCUUAUGGUUAGAGUGAAAUCAUGAGAUCAAAGACCAUGUCCUUGUUUUGCAUGUAUAUAUAAGAGAGGUCUCCAGUUUUUUGUCCUUUUACCAAAGCAAUUGUGAGUUGACACAACAAUCUUCCAAAGCAUAUCAUAUUAUGUUGUUCCGAUACAAAAUAUGGAGAAGUUCAAUUUCCCUUGUAUUUGAAUACAUUCAUAUUCUUUUGCUAUAGAUUUAAGGACAAAAUUUAGGCAUUGUAUUCGUGUUGGAUUAAGGGUACAAUACUCUUUCCACUAGAGUAAGAUUGGGUGUCCUGUUAGUUCAAUUGCAUUAAUAAAUUUGAGCCCCAAGUUCUAUUGCCUUA
Messenger RNA from Nicotiana tabacum (common tobacco), 1828 nucleotides. Lineage: Eukaryota; Viridiplantae; Streptophyta; Magnoliopsida; Solanales; Solanaceae. The record is from RefSeq and is a predicted model, not a curated record.